Molecule: messenger RNA, 2612 nt
Organism: Periconia digitata
Lineage: Eukaryota; Fungi; Ascomycota; Dothideomycetes; Pleosporales; Periconiaceae
Source: the annotation of a GenBank genome assembly
UCGGCGAACAUGGCACAACCUCAGCCAACUGGAUCGGAUCAGCACUUGGAAGCUCAGAGUCCGCAAGUCGAUGGAUCUGGUCGCUAUGCCGAAGCCGUCAGCCCUUCUGUCAGCCCCGUGACAAGUCCAAUUCCCAGGCACACGUCUCCUAUGUCUGAGAUGAUGGUGAACACACCACCAAUUCCUGUCGAGACCACACACAACGGGUUCCCGGCAUCGCAGCAACAAAAGUACGCAUACAAUUCACAAGACUAUUACUCCGCGCCAGAAGUAGUAGAGCAACUUCCACCUCAAUAUCCUGGAUCGCCAUUCCCACAAGACAAGAAAGUUAUAUCCCCCGAUGUCCAUCCGUCACAAUUCUACGAGAGAGGGUUGUCGAGCGAGACCACCCCGGCAGCACCAGCCGCAGCCGAGCCCAAGAUAAUGGGUAUGAGGAAGAAGAUAUUCUACAUUGUGUUGAUAGCAGUGAUUGCAAUCAUCAUCUUUGCUGUGGCUUUGGGUGCGGGCCUGGGCCUCGGUCUGAAGAAGAAGGAGAACACGCAAGAGACAGAAACCAAGACCAUCGACCAACAUCCAUUCUGCAAGGAUAACCCCCAAUAUUGCGUAGGAGGUUACCUCAAUGCUGAGUACUACUCAAAGAGAGGAGCGUUCAACGGCAGCGGCAUAGCCUUGGCGGGCGAAUCUUGGAACGCCGGUCAACGAAGGAUAUUCACGCUUUACUUCCAACACCAUUCUGGCGAAAUCCGACACAUGCAAUACGGCACCGAUCAGCUAUGGGUUGGCGGUAAUAGUUCCAAUGUGGUAGCUACUGACGCAAAAAAUGGAACUGCCAUCUCCGCUGUGGCAUACACUCUCAAUCAGACAGGAUGGUUUCACAUCUUCUAUAUUGGCAAAGACGGAAAUAUGAAGCAGAUGUCGCAAAGCAACCAGACUAACAAGUGGGAAGAGGGAGCGCUCAACUCUCAGAAUCUCAAAGCCUAUGACUCCCCGAAGGUCGGUCUACAAGCGUGCUGGAAAGGCAACUUUUAUGGGGAUGCAGACUACGGUAAAAUCAUGCCCGGGGCCAGCGCCAAUGCUACCAAGUCCCAAUCCGCUUCGGCUAUAAAUCUUUGGUACGCAUCAAGCGAGAACACUUUCGAGCAAUACUCGUGGAUCAACGGACAGGACAAAUGGACCAAGCUCAGCCCAUGGCAAGGCAAGAAUGGACACGCCGGUGUGGGAUGCUAUAGUUGGGACGAAUGGUCGACGAGCACGUACACAAUGAUGGUCAAUCAGCAGAACGACCUUGAAAUUUGGUGGCGCGAUACCAACUCAACUGCCCCAUCCAGCGAUCAGCAUCCUCUCAACGCAUGGACAAACUCCAGCGGAGCUGCCAUCAACAGCGUAUCACCUAUGGCCAGUAUGGGAUACACCACCUAUUUCUAUACGCAGAUGGCAGAUCUCGACAUUAAAGGAUUUGAAAUCAAAUACGACAGUGAGAAAACAUACAUUCAAGACAACGAGACCUUUACUUUGACGGACCCCGCUGGGCCGGUGAAGGGACUCGCUGGAACGCACUUGACCGCUACGGCGUACACUGAGUAUAAGGACGAGGAGAAGACAGAAGAGGAAUGGAACUCUUUAUACGUGUUCUACCAGACAGUAGGCGACGACAUCACAGCAUUUCAGCGCGGUAUCAAGAAAGGACAAUGGACGAGCGCCAAACUACAGAUUCCCCAGGACUAAAACCCCCGAUUGCACACCAAACCAGGGUGAAAAAAAAACAGCGACAACCCAUCUAUAAUCUUGUAUGUGAAUCAGCAUGCCCCCAUUGUCGACUCGACGUUAUUAGUCAAAUAUCCGCGAAAAUGUCCACUCCCGCGAAUCCCGUCGGACACCACAUUUUAACCUCGCGACGUUUUUUUUUUUUUUUUUUUCCAUUCUGUUGUUGCUGCCAACGCCCACUUCGACUGCAUCCACCACGCUCGCUUCACCUUCUACAUUUCAAGCGCUUCUUUUUCCGUAAUAUACUAUUGAUCGAUUUAUUCAUUUUUGCUAUUCGCGCGCGCAACGCUGUUUACGCAGAAAACAGGAAGAUACCCUCACUCAGAAACACCCAUUACUUUCAAAUGUAUAUAUCUAUAACCCAAUGAAUUCUAAGCUAUACGAAUCGUGUUUCGCAUGCUACAAACCACAAUUGCUUUUUUUCUGUUUCCCCCUUUACCAUUUCAAAUUUGGCCAGAGGCCUUCGGUUUCACACAACAAAGGCGGCUCGCGGCUAUAACUUGAUUUGUCAGGCCUCAAGAAUCUGCCUGCGCCGCGAUUCAUUGUUGCUAUUUCCCCAAAUUACGCGCUUAACCUGACAGAUAAGUUUUACUUAAUGGGUUGGGAUUACGAAACAAGUAGUAUCGCCAAUUUCGAUCCUAGCGGGUGCACGGUUCGCUUUAUGAUUGGUGGGUGGUGCUUGUGCUUUUGGAGAUUCAGGGCAAUGAUGGGGAUGGCUGUGGGGGCGAGGACUUUACUUUGGGUGGGUAGUGUGAGGGCUCGUUCAAUGCAUGUUUUUGCACAAAGGAGUAAGACCAGGUUGUGCUGCUGUAAUCUGGAUGGGGGUUUGCUGUCUUCGAUCACUUUUC